CUUCCUUAGGCGGCAGCCAUGGCUGGACAGGAGGAUCUGGUGCAGCGGGAAAUUCACCAGGACUGGGACAACCAGGAGUACGUUGAGCUAAGCAGCAGCAGCAUCAAGAAAAUAGUGGACAUUCUCAACUCGUUCGGUAUGUCUUGUCGUUCAAGACUUGCAACACUGAAUAAGAAAUUGACAGCCCUCAAACGGAGAAGAGAGUACACUGAAGCAUGGGUGACAAAAGGUGAGACCCUCACCUAGAACUGUGCCAGGCUGCUGCUGGGAAGUUGCUUUACAGAACACAGGCCUCCAUGGGAAAAGCCCCAGCAGACUUCAACUUCUUCCUCUCUCCUUAAAGAACAACAGGGCUUAUUCUUGUUUUUCUUUCUUCGAUAAUGU
Molecule: messenger RNA, 384 nt
Organism: Pteronotus mesoamericanus
Lineage: Eukaryota; Metazoa; Chordata; Mammalia; Chiroptera; Mormoopidae
Product: protein BRICK1-like
Exons: 1
Coding region: 19-246 (75 amino acids)
Biological process (GO): regulation of actin polymerization or depolymerization; actin filament organization; cell motility
Cellular component (GO): SCAR complex
Molecular function (GO): protein-containing complex binding
Source: RefSeq, a predicted model, not a curated record